GUGCGAUUUAAAGACGCGAGGAAGCGUGCGUUAGCUUCAUGCUAGCUGUGUGUUUGUUAUGGCUGCCGACAGAACGUCUGUGCAGGGAAAGCGGCUUCCUGCAGAGGAUCUCGUCUGUCACCGUGGGUCCAAAUGUCUGAGGACGGAGGACAUGACAUGCGUGUCCAGAGCUGCAGCGUCCACGCCACGUAGAGGAAUGGAUGAGUAUGAAGGUGUCACUCUGCAAACUGACACCUGCUCCAGUGGUGGGGACAUGGCUGAAAUGAUCACUAUGGAGACCGAGUCCAGUGAUGAUGAGCUUGGCCGGCUGGACAUUGACCUUGACCAAAAGUCCAAACGCCACAACUUGACCUCAAACAACGUGCGCACCAUCCUACAUGAGGUGAUUACCCAUGAGCACGUGGUGGCCAUGAUGAAAGCCGCCAUCAGAGCCACUCAGGACCUGCCCAUGUUUGAGCCCAAGAUGACCCGAUCCAGACUGAAGGCUCAGGCACUGACCUGGAGUCUGUCAGCAGGAAACACGUCUGUUGUCAAGCCUCCUCAGUUUGUGGACAUCGAGCUGGAAGAGGAGGACUCAUCUGAUGAGGAGUACUGCCCUGAUGAGGAGGAGGAUACUGCUGAAGAGAGCUUCCUUAGUGAUGCAGACAGUUUGUGUUCACCUCCCAGAAUGCUUCAGAAGUGUCAUCGUCAACCCCUGGUUGACCUUGUGCAGAGAGAGGAAGCUCCCACACGGCCCUCAGAGGACCUGCAGGUCUCUGGCCCAUCCUCCCACUGGGACACCACCCUGCUCCUGCUGAUUCAUCCUCUUGAGAGGCUGCAUGCUGUGGAGGAGGAGCUAGCCAGUAACCCUGCCCUCAGCUCCUUCCAGCCUCUGCAGGGAGGAGGAGCUGAAGAAGAUGCUAGCUGUUUGGCGUACCGCACGCGCUCCAAGCUUCCUCUGGUUGACGUGCCUCUGGGCCAGCUGGAGGCGGAGUUACUGGCCCCUGACAUCACAGCUGACAUGUAUGAUCAGAGCACAGUGCAGUGGGAAGAAGACCGACACUGGACACGCUGGCUGCAGGGCCUCAUGACUCCUGACAGUGAAGGAAGCGAUGAUGAUGACGACCCUGAGUACAACUUCCUGGAGGAUCUGGAUGAGCCUGAUCAGGAGGACUACAGGACAGACCGCGCUGUCCAGAUUACCAAGAAGGAGGUGAACGAGCUGCUGGAGGAACUGUUUGACACGGUGAGGUGUGGUUCCUGAGCUACGUCUCGUGGUGGACUUGGAUUCUGGGAUGUGUCUUUGAUGCCACGUGCACUCUCAACCGGGCCGAAAUUCAAUGUGCCUCAGGCUUUGCGAUUUGAGGCGCCAUUAGCCAGCUUGAUAACGGAGCGGCGUCGAACAGUGAGGAAACAGUAUGAGGCUUUGCAGCAGAGGAGGGCGUUACAGGACACCCAGCGUCCCAAAGAGGCCCCACCCACUCAAGCUAACAUGGCCGCGGCUGUCGUGGUAUUGCCCGGCUGCCCCGCCCUCCAUGUGGAUGCCGCUCAGAAGCAGCAGCUGCAGCAGCAGAUACAGCAGCAUGUUCAGCUGCUGUGUCAAGUCCACCUCCUGAGCCGUCGAGUCCACGCCUUGAACCAUGAAGCCUCGAUCACCAAACGCUACCUGGAGGAGCUGCAGCAGUUUAGCAGGCAGGCAGGAGGAGAGACGUGUGCCUCAGCAACUUCAGAGGGACGCUGGCUGCCCACAAUGUCUGCUGCCACCAACAGUAAGGACGAGCGACUCAGUAUCACGGCACGGAGCAGGCAGAAACCUAAUCCGGCUGCUCACUGCACCACGUGUGCCCUCCGCCAUGCCUUUCCUCUGCUGCCGGCUGACGCUGCCUGGCUGUUUGCCACCCGUUCUGUUUUCCUGUACCCUGAACUACUUCCUGUCUGCAGCCUGGAUCCCGCCCUCCACCCCCAUUUACAGAGGCGACUGUACACCAGCGGUGAAGACUGCCUGAUGGUUCUAGGGUUGAAGCACUUUGAGGGGGCAGUGCAGCCCCAUGAGCUCAUCAGCUCCUACCUGCUCUGUAAGAGACGAUGGAACUUGAAGAAACACCUUCGAGAGAUGAGCAGCCACAGAGCUCCGCCCAACAACAUCAUCAAGGUGUUCCUGGAGCACGGGGUCAUUCCACCACUGCCUGUGGCCUGCAGCAGAGUCCUGCCAGGAGACCAGUGCCCCCCGGUGGACAGGAACUCCUCCCAAAUGCCCAACUGGCUCAAGAAUAGUUGUCCAGUAAUUCAGAAGACGCGACUCGGCUCCAGCAGCGUGCCAGAUUAUCCCCCCUCCAUGCCUGCUUCUUGCAGCCUUCGCCUCCACCCCCACUGGGUUCACAAAUGUCAGCCGAAAGCAAUGCGUCACAAACGCUUCUUCACACUGGCCCAUAAUGCAUCUCUGCUUCCUCUGGCCAAAGCCCCAGAAGACAGACUGAGUGACAGACGGGCAGAUGCUCCACCACGCGGCCUCCUGCCUCACACGCCUCCAUCCGUUCCCUCUUCAGGUGUCAGUUUUUUCACAGAGCUUCCAGCAGUUUCAUUCCCAUCAGCAGUGCCCCCUGCUUACGACACUCACGUGGCCGCUGCGCCUCCUGUUUGUAAUAACAGUGUCCAGUCCUGUGUCUCAGCUGGACAACACCUACGGACCCCUAUGAUGCAGCAGAGCAUUGCACAACACAGUAAACAGACAUCGGGCAGUCCAGCUGACCGAGCCCCGUCCCCCAGCUCUUUGUCCUCCUCCAUCUCCAUCCCAGGAGCAGAAAAUCCAGGCGUGUCCUGCACCGCUGCCAGUGUGAAUUCAGGCUACAUCAUUGUCCAGGUGGUGACCCCCACAGCCUGCGAGCCUCCUGGGGUCACAGUCUGGGCGGCUUCAUGUGUCAGGCAAAGCUCAGUCAAAGAGGCGGAGGAGGAGGAGGUAGAAAGUUCAACAUCAACACUGAGUCCACCGUCCACUCCUCCAGAAGAGGACAAUGAUGAGGCUGUGGGAGGCAGUCAGUCUGUUCAGGGUGUGGUCACCGCUAGUGGUGAGGUCAACACAGGGGGAGACAAGCAAGAUGUGGGAGGAAGAGGAGAUGAAAGAGGUGGAGGAGGGGAAGCAGGCAGAGACAGACAGGAAGAGGAAGAAGGAGAAGGACAGAGAGGAGAAAGUCCAAGUGGAAGAGAGAGGGAUGAGGAUGGAGACAAAGAUGAUGAGCAGGACAGGCAGGGUGAAGAGGAAGAGGAUGAAGACUUUGAUGACCUUACCCAUGAUGAAGAUGAGGAAGAAGUAAUGUCAUCAGCCUCAGAGGAGUCUGUGUUGUCUGUUCCAGAGUUACAGGAAACCAUGAAGCAACUGACCUGGCUGGCAUCAGAGGGGAGGCUCUGUGGAGAUGCAGACUCUGAAGAAGACCCCUCCCCAACGUCUGCCGGCUCUCAGGAGGACAACUCUGAUGAGGACGACGAAGGGCCUCCGAAAGGAAAGGUUUCAGGAGAAGGGAGGAGUGCCAAGGUGACAGGAGAUGAGACGAUAUUUGAGGAAGGGACACCCAGAGGAGCUGGGAGGGGCCCUGGACGAGGAAGAGGGCGAAGCCAGCCUCCUCGCCGCCUGAGGCAGAGUCGUCAGGAGCGCCACAGUAAGGACGCUGCCCGACUGUGGCUGCUGUACGACGACAACAUCGUCAGCAACGACCCUCACAGAGAGACUAAAGACUGCGCCUUUGCCCACAGUUACCUGACCCGGGUGCGUGAGGCAUUGCAGGACUCCCCUGGGAAGCUGGAUGAGUUUUUGUCUUUGCUUAGUGAGUUCCAGCAGGUUGAAGAAGGACGUGAUGUGGUGGUUCUUUUCCGGAAGCUUCGCUCCCUGCUGGGACAUCAGAAGGUUCUCCUCCGAGACUUUGCUGCUUUCCUCCAUCCUGAUCAGGCCCUGGAAUGUGGACUGUUUGAGGAGCAGCAGGCGUUUGAGCGCAGCCGUCGCUUCCUGCGGCAGUUGGAGAUCAGUUUUGCAGAUAAUCCCUCUCACUACCAAAAGAUCAUCAAGGCUCUGCAGACAUGUCCAGACCUCAGCCCAGCCACCAUCCACGAGCUCAAAGUGCAGAUGGCCAGCCUGCUCAGAGGCCACACCCACCUACAAGGAGAAUUCUGGGUAUUUUUUGAUGAACUUCAUCCAGCUCCAGCCCGUCCAGGGCAGUUUGAAGAAGCUCACUGGCCAGAUGAGGGCGCUGCGUGCGACGAUGGUCUCGGCUCGGUGUCAGGAGGUCAAGCGAGUGUUGGCUUUGAGGAAGUCACACUUCCGGAGUUGGAGGAAGAAGAGGAGGGGCAUAAGGUCCAACCAAUGGCAAGCAGGCGCCAGAGGAGGAAGAUGGGAUCUCACAGCAGCUGUAAGGAGUGUAACUGUUUGGAUAAAGAAUGGCACUGCCUCUGUCAUGAUACCAAGAUUCAUCAACAGAGGGGCAAAGGAUGCUCACGUUGUCAUGGCAACAAGCGCUCAGGGGGCAUGUCAAAAGCCAUGAGGAGUUUAGACCCUCUCUACUCUCAUCUAGACUCUUCCAAUAGUGAACAUGGCAAAGACAGAGGCCUGGACUCUGAGCUGAAACAGGAUAACUACAGUCCACAACAAGCACAGAGUGUGGAAUUGUGGGAGGACGCUUUCCCAUUGGCUGAUGAGAAGGAGGAGGUGGAUGAAACUGAAGGGGGGGAGGAGGAGGGAGGAAGGAACAGUGAGAAAGAACUGAGCUCUUCCUUGAAGAACAACAAAACUGGGGAAGUUCCACAAGCAGGCACGGCCUCCUCCAUCAUUUCAUCCUGUCUGAGCUCCUCCUCCACUCUUCCCGCUGACCUCCCCGUCUGUGCAAAGAACAUUUCUCUGACAGCAAGUGGAGAGAAAGUCAUCCUCUGGACCAGGGAAGCUGAUAGGGUCAUUCUGACCACGUGUCAGCAGGAAGGAGCCAAUCAGAGGACCUUUGAGGCUGUGUCUAGUCUGCUUGGCAACAAGACUCCCAGUGAGGUCUCUCGGCGGUUUCAGGAUUUGAUGCGUCUGUUUCUUACGGCGGCUCGUCAGACCACCUCUGAUGACGAGACUGCGCCCUCUCAGCCAGCCACAGCCAAUGAGAAGGACAGUUCACACCACCAAUCAGAAGAGGCGCCGUGUGAGACAGUACUUUUUGACCCUUUUUUGUGAAUGGGUCAAAGGUCAGAGAUUCUGUGUUUUUAUAUUUGUGUAUCACAGUAGAAGGACUUUGAGUCUGUUGUCCAGAUCAGAGUGUGAAGGACACUUGGACACGGCCGCUGUCUUCUCAUGUUUGUUUAUUUAUUAUUUAAGUUGAACAUCAAAUGUGUGAACAAACUGAGAUGUCUUUCUGUUGAUGGGACUUUGUGGUCUCUGAGAGCUGCUGGAACACUCAGCAUGACCCCGUCCGGUCCAGCACCCUGAAGCCUGCUGCGAAAACCUGAGGGAGGACAAAACUGCAAGGAUCUGAGGUCUUGGGACAACUCCCCACCCAGGCUGGUGGAGGUGGAGAUACUGUUCUUAGUUCCGUCCAUCACCACAACUAGGGGAAGAAAGGACUUGCCUCUCUGGAAAGGACAGGGUGAUCACCUGGACUGUCUCCUGGGGUGUUCCCGGGGCGCUCUCUGUGCACACAAAAGUGCUUGUAAGGAUCAAUUUUUUUCAGUUAAUCAGUUAAAUGAACGCAGUGACUGGGGGGGGUCUGACCUCACGCCCUCCACCCAGAGUACUAACUUUGAGUACGUAUUGAAGAAAAUCAUCAACCUGCUGGUUUUCACACAGUGUUUGGUUUCAUUGAUCAGGCUGCUCUGUUCAAUGUCCUCAGAUCCUGGACAUCACAGGCAGCGUGUCCUGUGUGUGAUGUGUGUCCUGUGUGUGAUGUGUGUCCUGUGUGUGCUGCGUGUCACGCGUGUCCUGUGUGUGCUGCGUGUCACGCGUGUCCUGUGUGUGCUGCGUGUCACGCGUGUCCUGUGUGUGCUGCGUGUCACGCGUGUCAUGCGUGUCACGCGUGUCCUGUGUGUGCUGCAUGUCACGCGUGUCACGUGUGUCCUGUGUGUGCUGCGUGUCAUGCGUGUCCUGUGUGUGUCAUGCGUGUCCUGUGUCUCAUGCGUGUCCUGUGUCAUGCGUGUCCUGUGUCUCAUGCGUGUCCUGCGCGUGCUGCGUGUCCUGCGCGUGCUGCGUGUCAUGCGUGUCCUGUGUGGAGAAGGCCAAGGACAAACCCACAUUCCACCUGGCUGCAGCAGAUGGAUGGUUAGUUUGGAGAUGUCGCGAUGGGCUAGUUGUUUGCCUGGGUGGUUGCUAUCCGGGAUCCAAGUUGGUUGUGUGGUGUGGUGAAUGCGGCAGCACACUGCACCAGCUCAUGCUUCCAGACCUGACGCUUCAUCGGUUCAGAUUGAGCACACCGUGUUUAAGACAUCAGCGUGCACGUUUUGGACCAUCAGUAAUCUGUCUGUGGUCUUCCACCGUUGGAAGGAGGUCUGACUGAAGAUGUGGAGUUGUUCUGUCUCUGGUUGUUGUCCGGUGCUCUGUCCCCCACCAGUUUCUCUCUAUUCCAGGGCAGACGGUUGACCCGGGGUGGUGGGGGGGUGGGCUGUGCCCUGUGUGACUGUCUCACCUUGUGUCUUCCUCCCACAGACUCGUCUUCGGCCCCUGCAGUGAUGAAUGUGAAACCAAAAGCGCAAACCCACACUGAAGAAUUGUGUCCUGUCAAAAUGAUUAUUUAAGCAUUAACCCGUCACAUGGGCCAAUAGUUUUGAUCCACAAGCUGUUUUUGUGUAUCGGGAUCUCAAAAGCUGGCGCUCUAAACGGUUUUCUCAUAUUUACAACGCCCUUGUUUGAUCUCAAACCCAAAUAUCUUCAAAGUACAAUAAAAUGAGUUUUGUUGUUACAGUA
Molecule: messenger RNA, 6895 nt
Organism: Thalassophryne amazonica
Lineage: Eukaryota; Metazoa; Chordata; Actinopteri; Batrachoidiformes; Batrachoididae
Product: GON-4-like protein
Biological process (GO): regulation of DNA-templated transcription
Cellular component (GO): nucleus
Molecular function (GO): transcription coregulator activity
Source: RefSeq, a predicted model, not a curated record